Molecule: messenger RNA, 141 nt
Organism: Vairimorpha ceranae
Lineage: Eukaryota; Fungi; Microsporidia; Nosematidae
Exons: 1
Coding region: 1-141 (46 amino acids)
Source: RefSeq, a predicted model, not a curated record
AUGUUUGAAAAACUUAAAGAAUUAGAAGCUACACUAAAAAAUUUUAGAAAAGGUGAACUAAAUACAAGUGACACACCUGUCACAUCAAUAGUGUGUCCAAAAUAUUUUAGUAAAGAAGAAUACAUUGAACUUAUUGAAUAA